Messenger RNA from Boleophthalmus pectinirostris (great blue-spotted mudskipper), 6667 nucleotides. Its product is annotated as period circadian protein homolog 2-like. Gene Ontology annotation, biological process: circadian regulation of gene expression; entrainment of circadian clock by photoperiod; negative regulation of transcription by RNA polymerase II. Gene Ontology annotation, cellular component: cytoplasm; nucleus. Lineage: Eukaryota; Metazoa; Chordata; Actinopteri; Gobiiformes; Gobiidae. Gene Ontology annotation, molecular function: transcription corepressor binding; transcription cis-regulatory region binding. The record is from RefSeq and is a predicted model, not a curated record.
AGGAACUGCUUGCUAGUGUGUCAACCCGUCUGAGCAGCGACUCCCAUUCACCAAUAUUGGACCCUAUAACUGUAUGAUUUUCUCCGCGGGCAUCGUUUCUUUUGCCUGAUAGCAAGAACCUACGGAGUGUUUCUUUUUCUUUCUACGGUACUGGGUAAGUUCUGGCUGUUCAUCUGAAGCAGAAGUCGAUCUUUGGGCCAUAUCUACAUGGUCUUGCUAUGUGGAAGGUGACCUGAGCUCCCAGCGCUGCUCUGUGGCUUAUGUCAGAAGACAGCGAUCCAAAGCAGUACUUGUACCCUUUGGAAGGGCAUCAGCAGGACAUGGCCAGCAGUUACAGCGAGGGAUGCAGCGGGCGAGAUGGCGAGCUGGAGCCAGAGCUUGGCCUAGCGUCGGAAGGUAGCGACAGCAGCCAUGAGCACCCAGUCUCGCCUGCCUCCCCACAUGACGAAAGGAAGCGCCCCCGGGCCCCCAUGCAUGAGGACGUGGAGAUGGGUGGCAGUGGCUCCAGUGGAAGUGGCACCGAAUCCCAUGGCAACGAGUCCCACGGAAACGAGUCCCACGGCAACGAGUCUGUGGGCAGCUCCAACGGCAAUGGGAAAGACUCGGCGCUGCUGGAGUCAUCAGGAAGCAACAAGAGCUCAAACUCACACAGUCCUUCACCGCCCAGCAGCUCCAAUGCCUUCAGCCUGAUGAGCUCUGAACAGGACAACCCUUCUACUAGUGGCUGCAGUAGCGAACAGUCAGCCAAGGCUAAGACACAGAAGGAGCUGUUCAAGACCCUCAAGGAGCUGAAGAUGCAUCUGCUAUCGGAAAAGAGGAGCAAAGGAAAAUCGACCACCGUAAACACGCUCAAAUACGCCCUGCGAUGUGUCAAACAGGUGAAAGCUAAUGAGGAGUAUUAUCAAAUGCUGAUGAUCAAUGAUAGCCAACCACCAGGAUUCGAUGUGUCCUCUUAUACCAUUGAAGAAAUCAACAGCAUAACAUCUGAAUAUACACUCAAAAACAAUGAUAUUUUCGCUGUGGCAGUCUCGCUUAUCACAGGAAAAAUUGUGUACAUUUCGGAACAGGCGGCGUCCAUUUUGAACUGCAAGCGUGAGGUCUUCAACAAUGCCAAAUUUGUGGAGUUUUUGACCCCUCAGGAUGUCAGUGUCUUCUACAGCUUCACCACUCCCUACCGCCUCCCAUCCUGGAGCAUGUGCACAGGAGCAGAGUCCUCCCCCACAGAGUGCAUGCAGGAGAAGUCCUUCUUCUGCCGCAUCAGUGGGGGUAAGGAGCGAGAAGGGGACCUCCAGUACUAUCCUUUUCGAAUGACUCCAUAUCUAAUGAAAGUCCAGGAUGCAGAGCUGUCUGAGGAACAGUUCUGCUGCCUCCUACUGGCCGAGAGGGUACACUCUGGCUAUGAGGCUCCUCGGAUUCCAUCAGACAAGAGGAUAUUUACCACCACUCACACUCCUAACUGUGUGUUCCAGGAUGUAGAUGAAAGGGCUGUUCCUCUGUUGGGUUACCUGCCUCAAGAUCUGAUUGGGACCCCAGUGCUGCUAAACCUACACCCAAGUGACCGCCCCUUGAUGUUGGCAGUGCAUAGAAAAAUUUUGCAGUACGCUGGUCAGCCUUUUGACCACUCCUCCAUCCGGUUCUGUGCUAGAAAUGGUGAAUACGUCACUUUAGACACAAGUUGGUCGAGCUUUGUCAAUCCUUGGAGCCGUAAGUCUUUUGUGAUUGGAAGGCACAAAGUGAGAAUGGGUCCUGUGAAUGAAGAUGUCUUUGCAGCUCCUGCUUUCCAUGGGGGGAAGAUAAUGGACUCCGAUAUACAAGAAAUAAGUGAACAAAUACACCGGCUCCUAUUACAACCGGUGCACAACAUGGGCUCCAGCGGUUAUGGAAGCCACGGUAGCAACGGUUCACACGAGCAGCUAGUUAGCAUUAGCUCCUCCAGCGAGAGCAAUGGGAACCUUGCUGCAGAGAACGCACAAGAGGAGAUGGGCAAAGCCAAACCCACACGGACCUUCCAGGAGAUCUGCAAAGGGGUGCACAUGCUCAAGAACCAGGAUACACAAGGUGGCAUUCGCUCACCCUGCCCCUCCCCUUUGCCAUCCUUAUCCAAACCAGAACAGAAGAAAAUGUCUGACUUUGCCUCUCAAAAGAGCCCAGUGGUCCGUUUGAAGGACUCUGCAACCCCUCUCCUGGCCAAAGACAGUACUGCAGCCAGUAUGGAGGACUUCACUUACAAAGAUCAGACUGUGUGCUCCUAUCAGCAGAUUAGCUGCUUGGAUAGUGUUAUCAGAUACCUGGAGAGCUGCAACAUUCCCAUCACUGUGAAGCGGAAGUAUCAGUUUCACUCCAACACUACUUCCUCCAACUCUGAUGACGAUAAGAAAGGGUCAGAGGAGGGCAUCCAUGUGCCUCAGGAUACUACCGCAGAUCCAUUGAUGCUGGAUGCGCAGCCAGGCCUUUCCAACAUGAAAGCCCCUAAAAAGCCCCCCUCCGGGGCACCUGCCGUAGUUGGAUCUCCUCUGGCCCCUCUCACUCUCCCGAGUAAAGCUGAAAGUGUGGUGUCCAUCACCUCCCAGUGCAGCUACAGCAGCACCAUAGUACAUGUAGGAGACAAGAAGCCUCAGCCAGAGUCCGAGAUUAUUGAGGAUGUGGCUGAGAGCCCGGCCCCUCCUGCACAGCUGGUCAGUGUGGUGUCUCCUCCGAGUCAGGAGAAAGAGGCCUAUAAGAGGCUGGGUCUGACCAAACAGGUCCUGGCAGCUCACACACAGAAGGAGGAGCAGGCCUUUUUGAACCGCUGCAGAGAACUCCGAGACGCACGCUCCCUCCAGAAGAACUAUUCCACAUGUGUGCACAAGCAGAGAGGCCCUGCCAAUGUUGAAGAAUCCUCUGGUUUAAGGGGAGCUGCUAAACAGGGCAGCACUAGACCAGAGACCGCUGCAAAGAAAGGCAACCGAAACAGGAAGUCUAAGAAGCCACGUAUGAAGCAUCCUGACUCCUCCGACAGCGCUGUGUCCAACCGCAAACCUCGGCCUCCGCUCCAGGGGCUCAACCAGACCUCGUGGUCCCCAUCAGAGGCAUCACAGUCUGCGUUCAACGUGUCAUACCCCACCAUGGUGCCUGCUUACCCCCUGUAUCCCCCUGCUGCUGCUGCUGCCCCGCCCCAGGCCCCUCGCCCGGAUCCCUCUCUGUCCACAGGGUACAGAGACGGCCAGAGCUCACAGGCCCCGCCCACUGCUGGCCCCUUUCCCGCCCCCAUUGUUACACCUGUGGUGGCUUUGGUGCUGCCUAAUUACCUCUUCCCUCAGAUAGGUCAAAUAGGACAGUUAGGGGCUGCUCCCAGACCUGCCUUUUUCCCAGAGCAGACCCAGGCACAGCCGGCCUACCCUACCCAGCAGGCCUUUCAGCCCCCUCAGCCUGCCUACUCCAUACAGACUCAACCCGCCUACUCCAUACAGACCCAGCCUGCAUACUCCAUACAGACACAGCCUGCCUAUGCGCCACAGCAGUUUCCAGUGCAGACUUUUGCCUCUCAGCAGCCAUACCAGGGGGCCCCCGCGCAGUACACUGCCCCACAGCCUUUCCAGGGCACUCAGAACUACACUGCCCAGCAGCCCUUUGCGCCACAGCCUUCAUUCCCAGUGCAGACCCCGUUUGUGGGACAGGCUACUUACCCCACUCAGCCGUUCUCCUACAGUCUGACAGCAGACGCCUCUAAAGCAGCCGCAGUGGAGCCCAGAGAGGGGGCAGCAUCGCGCUCAUCUACACCUGCCUCUGGGGCCCGUGAGCCCACCACAUCACCCCCACUGUUUGAGUCCCGGUGCAGCUCUCCUCUGCAGCUCAACCUGCUAAGUAUGGAGGAAGGGCAGCGCUCAGUGGAACGGCAGGACAGCACAGCGCCCCCCUCUGGAGCACAGGGGAACAGUGCAAUGGGAGCAUCAGGGUCAGUGGAGGGUCAGAAGAACCCUACUGCCAAGGCUGAAAGCCACCAACAGGUGGAGUCCCCAGGUGACGGUGUACACAGUGAUGGGAAUUCUUCAUCAUGUGAUCUGCUGGACAUGCUUCAGGAGCAGGAGGACUCUCACUCUGGGACAGGCUCGGCCACCUCUGGCUCCAUGGGCUCUGGAUCCGGCUCUGGUUCCGGUUCUGGUUCAGGCUGCAAUGGCUGUGGGACUUCAGCCAGUGGAGCGUCAGGCAGCAGAACAGGAAGUAGCAACACCAGCAAGUAUUUUGGCAGCGUAGAUUCUCUGGAGCAUGACCCGAAGGCCAAAGCCAAAGCAAAAUCGCGAGGAGAAGGAAGCUGCGACGCUCAGGGCAAAGUGUCUACUCAGGGCGAUGAAGACCAUUUCAUCAAAUACGUUCUACAGGAGCCGCUCUGGCUCCUCAUGGCCAACGCAGAUGAUAAAGUCAUGAUGACGUAUCAAGUCCCAUCGAGGGACAUUCAGAAGGUUUUGCGCGAGGACAAAGAGCGGUUGCGGCACAUGCAGAAGAGCCAGCCUCACUUCUCUUCAGAGCAGCGCCGAGAGCUUGUGGAGGAGCACCCUUGGAUGAGGAGAGGAGGUCUGCCUGCAGCCAUCAAUGUUAAGGAAUGUGUGUACUGUGAGGAGUCAGCAGCAGCUCCCAUAGAAGAGGACAUGCCCGAUAUGGACAUGGGCGAACUGGGGGAGGAACUGAACCAAGAGACCAGGAACCCCCAGAGCCAAUCAGCGGAAUCGCAGCCUCAGCCGGACUCUGGCUCAUGAACUUAUUGCCAGCUGCCAACAGGGGGCGCACGGACCAACUUUGGACCCCCCUCGCUUCUACAUGCACAGGUCCACAGUUAUUAUCACAGACUCAAAUGACUGUGGGCCAACCUCUUGAUCACUUGAACUUUUAAAAACGUGAUUGCGCCGAGGAGGUGUUGCUGGUCGUAUCUGUCUGUGUAAAGGGGUCAAAAGCUGCUAUUGCUGCAGUUUUUAAUUUGUCCACUCGGGGGCAGCAUUUCUGUUUUUGCAGCUCUAUCCCAACGCAGACAAUUUCCCUUCAAAACCACAAGGGCAAAACAUUCAGGAGAUUAUCUUUACAAUAUGCACGUGCUGUUUGUCUAGACACACUAGUAACUUAUGGUAUUGUUAUAAAUAUCUAUAUAUUUUAUUACAGAAAGUAAGCUUUGCCCUCUAGAUGUUGAAUUACUUAACCACCGUUUACCAUCUGUAUUUUUGUCUUGUCCAACCAACAAUCAGUUUUAUCGUCAGUGUUUCAUUGGACAAGAGAAGCCAGGAAGGACUUUUUUUACAUCCACUUAUCGUAUUUUUGAGAUUUGGUGGAUCUGCGCAAACAGACCCUGCACUGUAACUAGGAGACAAUCUUAUUUUUUUAUAUAUAUAUUUAAAUUUUAUGCAAAGUUCAAAUAUAAAAGGUAGGUAAUUUAUGUCAAAGCCAAAUUUUGUGAAAUGUACUGAAUUAAGUUACUGUAGAGAUUAAGUUUGCAUCGACAUCAACCAAAAUCUUUUAAAAAUGUUAUUUGGUAUUUAGUUUUUCACUACUGAAAACCAGCAUUAACAUAAAUUUUUAUUAUUUUUCAAAACUAAUUGACAGAACAUAAAGUGGCAUUCAAACCCAGCAAGGAAUUUUCGAUAUAUUAAGCACUAGUCUAGUUUUACAAAAAAUUGUUCCUUUAGCACCAGUUUAGGAACGUAUCCUACUUCUGUAAAAUAUUUGACACUUCACCUUUUGUGAAAACAUAGAUUUAAAAUGAGCCAGUCAUAUGCGCUUUACUCGAUGUAUUUCUUUUCAUUCUUUAACUCUUUUAACAGUUGCAAUAACAGAACAAGCGUAGCUCAAGGGGGACUAUAUUACUCAAGUAUGCAGAGUAUUUUUGACCUUUUUGUGCAUGCGUUUUCAAAUAUUCAUCCCCUUUUUAUUUUUACAUAACCUUCAGUAAACUGUGAUCGGUAUUGGCUCUAUACGUUGUCAAAGUUGGGAUCAACUGAGGUGCUAAGAAGAAGAACUUUCUUUGCGGUGAAUGUAACAGACUGGACCAAUUGUCUCGCUGGUUUGUUUUGUCAUUGUCCAAAUCUUUUUUUUUUUUUUUUUUUUUAAUUAUUAUAUUAUUUCCGUCUGUCCGUGUUUUAUGUUUUUAUUUUAUUUAGUGUGACAGGAGACGAAUACUACCUCUAAUAACUCUUUUUGGUCCUGUUACUGUGAUGGUUGGGUGGUUUUAAUAACAGUUUGUAUGUGUGGGCAAAACGCAAUGGACUGGUCAGUGUACUUUUUGUGAUUCCAGUUUGAGAUGGGUCGCCUUUUACCAUCUUGAGUAGCUAUUUCUAGCCGAUGUUUCAUUUCUAAUUCAGUUUCUCAUGACAAGCCUCCAAAACUCACCUUGUGUAUAGAACGCACACAUGGAUGUAUUGAAACAAGCCGAGGCUAAGCUAACGAUGCUGCAUUGUUCACGCCUUACAAUAGAGGAAAUCUGGACUGCCGAUUACGAUGGGUUGUAGGAAGCACCGAUAACUAUAAACGCAUACACGAUCGGCCUGUAUUGUUGUAUAUGGGCGUGUAAAUUUGUCUCCUCGCCACUGUACAAGUCUGUGGAAAACUAAAGUAUGUGUAAGAGCGCACAUGUGUUUUUUUGUAGGUGAGAUUCUGUGUUUGAGAACAUAAACCAAUGUUGUAAUAAAACAGAAAUGCUUUUAAA